CCGCAGAGGACGAGUCCCAGCGCGCGCGAGCCGCGACCCGCCCGCCCUGGAAUGCGCGCUCACACGUUGCCGCUGCCGCCCUUCUGGAGCUCGCGGACCCUGCCCUCCUCGCGCCCCGUUCCUUGAUCGCCGUCCUCACGGCACGGCUGCGCGUCUCGAACGCGACCGGGCGUCUUCCCUUGCGCCACCACCCCUGUACGAGGACGACAGUCGACCGGCCAGUGAUUUCCAAACUACCGUCCGUAUCCAAAUAAAACCUGAAGACUCAGCUCUUCCCAAAACUACCUUCGUUGACUCUUUUUUUUUCGGAACAAGUGAGUUGUGUAUCGCGUGUUUCUCUCUCCCUGAAACUUCUGGCCUGUACCGUGCUCGAUUUACGUCGCUUGUGCUACGUGUGUUGCUGCAGCGUGAUUUCUCGUUGUCCCGCGACUGCGGUGGACGCUACGCCUGGAACAGUGUCCGCAGUGGGAGCUAUGCUCAGCGCCUAGCAGCGCGGCAACCCACACUGCACAGCCGUACCUGCCACGAGCGACGCGACAGCUGCCGGCCGCCGCGAUGAGGAAGGACAUGAAGAAGUCCUCCUACUACGUGUGGUUCCUGGGCGCGCAGGAGGCCAAGGGCCUGCGAGGCCCGGAGUACAUCCUGCCCGCGCUCAGCACUCUCAUCGCCCGCGAGAGGGAAGUGGAGCCUUUCAAGGUGACGCUGCAAGUGAGCCACAAGGGGCUGAAGAUCAUCCAGAACGUGCCGAAAGCGUCAGGCGGCAAGUCGGGGGCGGGCGGCGGGGGCGGUGCCGUCAAGUGGGAGACGGUGAAGCACCUGGUGCCGGCCGAGGCGGUGACGUGCGCGCUGCAGCAGGCCGACGUGGUGGCGGCCAUCCUGCUGCUGGUGAACCCGGCGACGCGCUGCCCGGUGCACGUGCACGCCUACCGCUGCGACAGCGUCGAGACGGCGAGCCUGCUGCGCGCGCAGCUGGCCGCGCUCGCCGAGCGGCCCGACACGCUGCGCCGCAUCGCCGAGCUGGAGGCGCGCCUGCGCUCGCAGGGCCUGCUGCCGCCAGCGCCCGGCGCCGCCGCCGGCGCCGCCCCCGCGCCCGGCCAUGCCCACCACGGCCACGCCGGCGGCGGAUCCGACGGUCGCAGCAGCAGCACUCGCGAAUCGGACAGCUCCGGGUCGUCGGGCCAGGGCCAGGACCGCAUAGCGUCGCUGUACGACUCGCUGGCGGCGGAGCUGCGCGCCAAGCUGGGCUCCGGGGGCGGCGCCGGCGGCGGCGGCGGCGGCGGGGGCGGCGGCGCUCCCCGCGCCCCGCUGCUGCUGCCGCCCCGAGACUACGACACGGUGCACCGCGCGCGCGGCAACAUGGCCGCCGUCGACCUGCGCCGCUCGGCCGCCGCCUCCGCCGCGACGCCGGGCAAGGACGCCACGGCCACGGGGGCGGCGUCGGCCGACGCCGGGGGCGGCUCCUCGGGCCCCAGCAGUGGCAUCGGCUCCGACCACGCGCCCUCGCCGGAUCGGCAGUCCGACCCACGAUUCCUGGACAACGGCGACAGCUCCGACGAGGACUGGAACGACCAGCCGAGCGAGGACUCGCUGCUGGUGGCGGGCGGCUGGGACCUGUCGCUGCCGCGCGCGCGCCGCCACGCCGCCACCUCGGCCAGCACCCCGACCAGCGGCCACAGCCACGGGCACGGCCACGCGCACGCCCACCACGACCCGCCGGCCAGCCUGCACUACGGCCAGCCGCAGCCGCAGCCGCCAGCCGCCUCCUCGCCGCCGCGCAGGGCGCGACAGCGGUCGCCGUCCCCUGGGCCGCUCUCUCCCAGGGACAGGUUCAAGGACGCCAAGGAGAAGUUCCUGCUGCUGGAGCGCGAGGAGCUGACGCGGCGCCACGACGCUCCCCCGGCGUCGCCGCCUCUCCCGGCGCCGGCGCCCUCUUCCGCCAGCCUGCCGGAGCGCGGGGGCGGCGGGGGCGGGCGCGCGCGCCUCUGGUCGCGCGCCUCGGACGACGACCUGGAAGACCGCUACUACGCGCAGCCGGCGCAGCCGCCGCCGCCGCACCAGCACCAGCGCUACGACAACCUGGACGACAGCUUCGAACACCCCGACGGCGCCUUCAGCUACCACCAGCCGCCCGCGCAGGGCAGGAGGGCCGCUGUGUACAGGCACCACCCCCAGGAGGAGGAGGUGGUGCGGCGCUACCGCAGCCAGUCGCCGCUGGAAGAGCGCGGCCGGCAGCGGCGGCGCGGCGAGGCGCCCCCGGGGGCGGCGGAGAGGAUGCUGAGCCCGCGGCCCGCCCCCAGGCACCACGCGCCGCCGCCCGACGACGCCUACCGCCCGCCGCGCGCCCCGCACCACCACCAGCACCACCACCAACACCAGCACCAGCCCCCGUCCGAGCACUCUUACGACGGACGACACCCGGCAGCGGACAUUCCCUUGCACAGGUACCGCAGCCCCGGACGAUCCCACGCGCCGGCGCCGCUGUCCGCCGCCCCCGCGCCUGCGGCCGCCCCCCGGCACCGGGACGCCAGCCCCCUGGGCGACGCCUACAGCCCGCCCCGCGGCUACGACAAGCGCCGCUCCAUGUUCGACGUCCUGGAGGAGGAGCGCCGGCGCAACUCCAACGAGCUGGCGCGCGAGUUCAAGAGGAGGUCGUACCAGGACGCGCCAGGUAUGAGCCAGUACCAGGAGCUGGCCGACCACGAGCGCUUCCCGGGCCUGGACCGCGAGACUGCGCGCCUCAACCACCACAGUGCGGGUGGCGGGGGCGGGUCGGCCCCGCGACGCGGGGGCGGCGGCCCGCCUCCGAUGGCGGCGCCCCCAGGCGGCGGCUACCGGCACAGCUACGCCGAGGGCGCGCUGCCACUGCACCGCACCAACAGCUCCGUCUCCUCGGGUCGCGUAGGCCUCGCCGCCGUCCACCCUUACUGACGUCACGCAUCGCAACAGCCGGAACCGACAGUCGCGUGUUGACCCGCUGGACCGCCCACGUCCUGAGAGAUCCCACUUCGUUCUUCUCCAGUGGUGACUCGAUCUACGAUCACACAAGGAAGCAAGAGCAUAUGCAGCUGUCCAAGAACACUACCACGGUUUGAGUUAAGACAGUUUAUGUUUCGAACACAGGUGCCCCGCAAUUUUUAUAAACAUGUGUGAAUCGUCGAUACUUCAUGUUGUACAAGACUGGCGCUCACAACUGGUGACCCAGUUUUAGGGAAGGAUUUGUCAUGUUGUUUCCACUGCUUGUAUUUCAUCUGAGUGCCAUGUUAGCUAGUUGGCCAUCGCGACGUUUUUAACUAUAUAUCCUCCAGGCAUUUAUUUUCCUUUGCACAUGCUUCAUACAACUCAUUUGACGACCUUUACUAGUGGUGCAGUUGUAACUUUCAGCGUCAGUUGCGAUGGAAAGGUUAUGGGGGACAGUUUGAUUAUAUUGUGUGGGUCGAUAACGCACAGAAAAAUACUGUUUUCUACAGAAAUGUACUUUUCGCAAACUUUUAAAUGUAUAGUUUUGAAUUAGAAGAGCCACUGGCGAGAGAAACAUUGCUAGAAUAUAUGCGCAGGUAUUCUAGCAAGUGUAAACAACGUUGUAAUACGACGCAUCCCUGCGACACCCCCACCCAUCCCUCUGCACUGUCUCGUCAGCUGAGUGUUCUCUGCUCACUAGUAAAGCUUCGUGAGAAAUGUUGUAUGCAUCUGGUGUUGCAACGUGCUCUUCAUCAGAAACUCUGAUACAUCGAAAGAACUAGUUUCACGUGCUCUGGAAAAUAGAGUCGUAAGAAAUUUGAACUGUUCAGAUGAUGCAUAUCUAGCUGGUCAUUGACGACAAUGAACUAAUGUGCGUUGGUAUCUUUUUGUGAGGAGCUCUUACUGAAGAAAAAUGUGAUAUUUGCUCAGUUUCUACCAUUUUUCAUCCUUGACUAGUGACCUUCACUCUGCCGAAGAGGUCACAGCAAGACAAUGCCACAGCAAGACGAGACGCAAGAGACUUCAUUGUAUUAGCAUUACUUUUACAGGAAAACACUUUCAAAUUAUCCCGGAAAUAUUUAGAUGUUUCAGGAGAUACCGAUGGUGAAGUUAAUUAUACCUUCCCAGAGCAGCCAAGUUCAUGCAUCUCAAUGUAUUCUUUACAAAACAUUUUGUAAUUAACUCAUGAUGAACUCCGUCCUUAUAGCAGAGAAAGAAUGCGGUAGAUCCCAAGAGCAGAACAGAGGAAUAAAUGUCAGCAAGUCGGGAAAUUGUGUUAAUUCUCGUUAUUUUUUUCCACGUGCGACUAUAUCUAGUAGGUUUUCACUAGAUCAAUUACGGUAUUUAUGUAAUUAAGUUUAUAAAAUUGUAAUACAUAAACAAUAUAAUAGAUUUUAUUGUAAUCAGCAUUCAGCCUAUCGAGAACUGUGAUGUGACUGGUGAACCAAAAUGUCUUGUUUGUCCUUAUGUGACUUUCUCAUAUGUAGAAAUUUAAAGCUCCCUCCAGAAGCCGCCAAAUCUACGGCUAUCACCAGCCCAUUCAAAUGUUUGUCGAUAACAAAGACUAAACGAACAUAGUUUAUUACGCUAGGACUCUCUUAGGACGAUAGACUGGUAUGAAUACUAAACCUAACAGCGUAUUAUAUUCAAAAUCCAACAACGAAUACCCUGUAAUAUUAUUAAUGUUCAAAGCGUUCUCUGAUGCUAAAUCUUGCUCAAAAUCUAUUAUAUAGCUUCUGAUUAAUAUUUUGAUAAUACCGCAUACAGUCGAAGUGAUACAUUACCGUCUGUAUGUAUGUAUAUAAACAAUUACUUACGGUUUUGCCAGAAAUUAGGCUGCGUCUGGUAUGAAAUGGCGUGUUCGGCAGUUGCUACAAUCGGCCUACACUGAUAAAAAAUAACUGAGCACCUGUUAGUAGCAGGCUUUUUAGGUGAAUGAUUUUUAAUUGGAUUUAAUUAAUAAUGAGCCCGAGUUGCAGACAGUUUGCAACGACAAACUUCGUCACCAUGUUUCAGGGGGAAAGUAAACUCUCCAAUUCAAAAAGUUGCGCCUUCGGCAAUAGUCACUUGUAGAUGGGCAUGUUUCCUAAAGUGACUUUCGCGACGAGAACGGUGUUGUUUCAAGGGCAACAUCUUCGGUGAUACGGUGACCAAUGUGAUCGGCCAUCUGAAGGGGUGCUGAGAUGGUUCCCAACCUCUAUAGUAUAUGUUAUUCCGAAUGAGUCUCAGUUGACAUGUUACGUUCAAUGUGGUCGUUAAUGUUUACAUACUGUGUGAUGAUAAAAAAAUUAUAGGUGAUCUGUUAAGAAAUUUGUUUCAUUGGUAUCGCUUUUCGUUCCUUCACCCCUCUUGGUUUCUGGUACAGACAUUGCAAUUGUAUUCAUGAGUAGCAAGCUUCAAAUGCCCUUCUGACAACCUAGUCCAAUUUUUUCCGUUGUUUUUCUGAAGUUCUAAAGGCGAAUUCUGGGAUGGAUCCACUUAGUGGACCGUUACAUCUUCGUUCAUCUGAGCUAUUAUUCUCUCGAAUCACCCAGAAGAACCAUUAAAGUGUAACUUCCCUUUCUUCUUUUCAAUAGUUCAGCAGUGUUACUAUUUCUAAGACCAUUCUUCUGCAUGAAUCCAAAAUUUUCGCGUCUGAAGUGCACUGGAUUCUGCUUUUUUUGUUUAUUUAUUUUUAUUUUGCGACGAGCUUUUCGGCACUGCUUCUCAGUUGAUAUUUCAUACCAUCGUGUGGCUGAAUUCUUAGUCGGUUUUAUAUUUUUCCCUCUUGUCACCCACCACUUCUUUUAACUCUGACAGCCAUCUUUUAAUGUAGCAAAUGCUCUAACAUCGUUCAAAAUCUACGUUAACCUGUGUUAACUUGUAUGUACCCCUAUAGCUGGUUAGAUAAGUCAGUCCAUAGAGCAGAGAAAAGCUAGGACAUAGCACUCGCAAUAGAUGCUUUGUGCAUUAUGUGUAAUACUAACAAGCGCUUCUUAGGACAACAGUGUACUUGCUGCACCGGCUCUGAUUGUUUCACCUGCAACUGCGUAAAGAGUACACUCUCUUUCAGAUAAUCACAUUUUAACUACGACGUUACUAAAUCAAAUUAUCCAAUAUUUUUUCCAUUGAUACGUCUCAAUAAACACAGGCGCUCCUUCCAGCUUCUAGGUUAAGAACUGGCCAUCUAUCCUACAGACAAAAAUGGUAAACUGUUUACGUUUUAGCAAUAGAAAAUAUAACUACUGGACUCUGUGUCGUGUUAGCUCAUGAGAAUUUUUAAAAUGAUGUGGCUAUGACACUCGAUUCAUAUUCGAGACGAGCGUAGGCCGAAAUCUCCGUCCCGAUUGAAGUUUCCCGUGAUUCCUCCUGCACACUCUAAAUGAAUGCCGACUUGGUUCACUAAGUAAGAGCAUUGCCUAUCUCCUUAACUUAUCCUCGUCGACCCCAACGUAGCGUUAUUUUCGUGAUAUCUACGUUCUUCUGUCCACAUAGACUUACUUUUUUCUGUUGUUUCUUAUAUUCUCAAUUUUGAUUUGCCUGUGGUGGGAAGUUCUUUUAAACAUUAGGAGCAAGCGUGUAAAUAAGCGAUCAUCUCGCUAUUGCGUACCACACAUUGUUUAUAAACCAGCCUCUAAAAGCACAUACCUUGCUUUGCCUGCGUUUGAUUAUUGGACAGCGAGGUAUGGUAUACAGUGGUGGGACUGACAGCUGAGUCACACGUUCUUUCGUCGUGCAAUUUGACUUAACAGUUCGUAACAAUGCCAAUUGAACGAAGGUUUCCUCUUCUUAACGGAGAUGUGUCGAAGGCGCUGAGUAGCUUAAUGCCAUCGAACCCGCGAUGUCUGCAGUGAGGGUGGUAAAAGGGGCGAAUGGGUAGCCCACCAGAGAGCGACUUCCCUUUGGAUGUCGUACAAGCGUGGUGCCUUGUCGUCAACUCGGCUGCGAGCCAGGAAAAGCAGCGACCACGUCUCGCAGCUGACCUUCACGUCAAGGACGACCGCGUGUUGGUAACAAUACGUCAGCUCCAGCCUCCAAAACCUGGAGCGCAGUUCUCGCAUGGCUCCUGGAGUUUGCUCUCAAAUUCACAUCGCCACAGUUUAGAUCUUGUUUGUUGAGUACAGCUGAUGAUUAGUAAAGUUUAUUAUCCAGAGGAAGAGGUUACGUUCUGGAUAUCCCCAGGUCGCAGCUGUCCCGUGAUGCAAUUGCGUAACGUGUCAACGAAAACAUUUCGCUAGGAAUUCAGGCUGCGGGUCUUUUCUGAAAAUACGCAUUCGAGGCUUCGGAAGAGACGUUAUGCGUAAGGCACGUUGACGUCUGCUGUGCCUUGCGUAACAAAGAGUAUCUUGUGAUUUUUUUUAGUCACAGCUACAAUAACGUAUCGCCAGGCGCACACAAAAUACUGCGACGGUGUAUUAAAUUUUGUCAAGUAUUUUUUGCAGUAGAAAAUCUUAAUUUACUGCCGGACAUCUUUUACUAAAUGGUUUUGAUGGCAUCUCUGCGAAUAACGUACAUUUCUGAUUUCCUUUUCUUGUAUUUUUUGUCUUUCUUUCCACUCGAAAACUAUUCGAGUAGCAUAACUGUGGUGUAUGCAGUGUAGAUUAUUCCCAGAAAAAGGUUAAGCCAUAAAAUGCUAGUUCCUUAUCGAUUUUCAACUGUUGAUUUUGACUGUAUUUGAUUGUCGGAGUCAUCGCUCAUAAUAUUGGCUGUUGAGAUAGUUCUUUAUCACUGCAGCCCUUUAUGGGUCUUUGUCUCCUCAACAAGCUGACUCCAUACAUAUCUGUUCCCUGAUUUAUCCUUCCACCCUCAAAUCUUCAUCUCUGUAAGGUCAGCCAACACAUUGUCCAGCCAUCUUGCUCUUGGUCAGCACUACUUCUAGUGGAACACAAUCUUCCUUUCGUUAUUCUUUUUGGCAUCCUGUCAUCUGCUAUCUUUUCCAUAUGUCCUAACCAGCGUAUUCCUUGGAAUUUAAUAUGUCUUCCUUUUUCUUUUCGUUGUAUAAAAUGGUGAACCUGGAAGCUGGAAACACCUCCAUUCGCUGACGGUAUGCCGACUGAAAAAACUGAAAAAAAGCGCUGUUAGUGUCAUUCGUAGAAAAGGUGCAGUCUUCUGAAAGACAGUGCGUUUUCAAUGGAGUUACACGUAAACUAAAGCGCCUCCAUACAAAAUCGUAGCCCUAUUGACGGUUUUUACAUACUCUUCCCUUCUUCUACUCUUCUUUUCAGUAAGCCACCUAAUAUAAAUCAGAUUAUAUACUUUAGAAGAGUAACGAAAGGUAAAAGUUAGGAGUGAAGGAGAAUACAUUUGAAUUACGACCACAGUCACAUCAGGAGGCCGCUGAGGUUCACCAGGUGUUAGACCAGACAUAAUACUACAAUAAUUUGAAUCUCAAUGAAAUAUUUCGUGGUUUCUGACGGGUCAGGAAGGGGCUGGUGCUCUUUUAACGAUCUGGAGGUCACACAGUUUUGUGUUUGUUUCCUUCUCGUGAGUGUGUACUGAACCCAUCUUUUUUGACCAAGUCCUGUUUUCGAGAUAUACUGCGUCUCACUCCUGAGAGUCGUCAAGCACAUUUUCUCUGGUGUUUCGGCAGAUAUUUCCAAUUUCGUUUCUGCGGUGUAUAUUUGGAGUCACCCCAAACAAAUACCGCUCACCAAGUCUUUCGUGCCACGAAAAGUGCCCACGUAAAGCGUCACUUUCUUCCCGUUACGAAUAAAAUCAUUUUUAAAGCAAAAUUUUACGUGUGUAUCCGAUACAGCGGUCCCAAAUUAGUCUAGUUCGAUACUGGGUUAGCAAAAUGUAUUAACAAGGACAGUAAAAUACGAGGAAUAACCAGUACACCAACAGCGACUGAGCAGUACUGCUCCAUAGCGGUAGCAGUGAGAGGGCUGGAGUACUGGUUUAUUCCUUCUGUUUUAUUGUCCACGUUGGUAUCAGUUGGUAAGCCGAAUAUCGUACUAUACUAAUUCUUGAUCGCUCUGUCCCAUGGACACGUAAAAUUCGUAGUUAAAUAUCAUUUUACUCGUAACGGGAAAGAAACUGACGCUUUUCCUCGACAAUAGAAGUCGCAUGGAAGAUGCGAGCAGUGUUUGAUGAGGGUGACUCCAGUUACACAUCGCAAAAACGAAAUUGCCGGUAUUUGCCGACAAGCUAGAGAAAAUGUGCCUCAUGUCUCUAGAGAGGAACACCCUAUAUAUAUGAUAAACAUUUAUUUAGGUACUUCCUCCGGGGUGGUCUUAAUGAAGCUGGUUUGACUUAUUCAUCCGACUAACGGGUUGCUAUACGAGUACGCUGUGGCCGCUGGUAACAAAUGAUGAUGGAAUGAGAUGCUAUGAUUUUAGACAAGAAAUAACAAGAAUGGUGAAAGUGAAAGACGGAGCAGACACAUAGUCCUUUCUUCUGCAAGUAGUAACAAAUGAUCCGCAUAGCCUGUCUCAGUGGAGGUGUUGAAAUCCCUUGACAGCAUCUGGACGUCCUUGCUAAACAGAGCCGGUAUUAUUCGUCGAACGUAUGCGUGAAGGACCCCCAAGACAGGAGUUGUGCAGAAGGCUUAGUGUACGAAACCAACCAACAGACACGCAGGCUCUCAAUGACUGCGUGCCUUUUGGAGAGCUUAUGCACAGGGCUUUCUAUCCGAAAGCGACCUUGGCGAUCGUUCACUCGCUUGUCAUGUACCGAGAGCUUAAGAACCCGUCGAGAAGGCUGGAUUGUAACGUCCGACACUAGCGCCCUGUGUAGCAAUUAGAAACCUAUACGCCACCAUCUAUCCUCCCACCCCUACGGGUUCUAACGAUGAAAACUUUUCUCCGUGACAACAGGUAAAUUUAAGGAUCGCGGAAAACGCUGCUGGAGCAGGAUGCACGGCCAGUGGGGCAGAGUGCAGAAGCCGGCGAGAGGCCGUGCCGAGCUGUAGUGUUCCGUGCAGCGCCGUGGGCGGGCCGCGGCUGACAUUUGGUGCUGCAGAAGGCCGCCGCACGUUCCGCAGGGCUGCACAAAGUGUUCGGCUUCCGCACCACGGAGGCCGCCUGCGCAGGCUUGCAGCACCGGCCACAGAAAGGAACGGGCCUAGCCCAUCCCGUGCUGGGGUGCGGGAGCUACCCCGGAUAGGUUAACUAGCUAAUCCAGUUGAAAUUUUCAACAACUUUUUGGAGUGUUAAUUUUGCAGUUCUUUAGUGAUGUAGUACCUUUGAGAAUAAAUUAAUGCUUAGAUUAGUCAUGGAUUGUGCACUGAGUAUCUGGCAACCUCCCCCCCCCACCCCCCCUCCACCCCUGCCUCCACAGCAUCACCGCGUAGGGCCGCUUAUGUAAACCAGAAUGCUGUAAACGGUAGUACACUGUCUUCUGAUAUCACCAUCCGUCACAUACUCAUAAAAAAUAAAAAAAUAAAUUAAAAAAAACGUUCAUCUCAUUUUCAGCUGUGCGGACUACAAGUUGGUUGAUCGUUUUGUGCCUCCCCAGCUGAAUAAUGUGAAUGAUAUUAAAACCACCUCAGCAGCUAUUUCAGAUGCUUUUAUUACAGCGCUUCCGGUUUCGUACUAAAGCAUCAUCUUCAGCUGACAACGUGCCGGAGUAAAGUACCUAAUCGCCGGACGAACAUAGUAUGGCCCUGCAGAUACUGCUUACUGCACUUGUGGCAGACGGUCGGCAUAUUGGAUCAGUCUGCUCACUACGCUGAAGCAUUUGCUUUUCAGCUUUAUCCUUGGUGAUUAAACAUUUUUGAGUCAUGACACCGACGUAUUUCUGCCACUUUGACACCUGAAGAUGCUAAUUUAGAACGAAACCCGUUGUGGCAUAAUAAUCGCACCACAAAUAGAAGCUGUGGUGGUGUUACUGAUCACAAGUUACACGUAGGAAGAUGUAGCAAAUAUAGUUGAGAAAGAAAUCUUCAGGCUUGCAGCACUACCUAGGACGUAUUAAGGCAUAUACACACUAAUCCAACGAAGACAUACGAACGACAGCCAAUGGAUCCGGCCGAACAUUGCCCGCCAGCGCACUGUCUUUCCAUUUGUCAUCUCCUCAUCAAACCUAGCGAUUGGCGCCGAGGGUUCGGUCACAUGGAAUCGUAUUUGAAGCGGUUGCUUGUCGUUCGUUGGUCUAGUCUGUAACCGCCUUUAACGGUGAACGAAUGAACGAGCGGACAUCUACAGCGAAUGUGGAUAGAGCACUUGCCGUGUAACGUGGCCGACAGGCAGAAAUACUUAUUUGUUUCAGGAUUGCCCAGCUUCGGACUAGACGAUCGCUCCACAGCGUAAUACGAAUUCAAAGAAGUGUUGCAAGUUCAUAGGCUACUGCCCCAUGUUACUCCCCGAAGGGUGAAAAACAGUAAUCGAAAAGACGUUAACUGGCACGAAAAUUGUUUUUGAAUUAUGUCAAAUACAGUACCAAAAAGCCACAGCUUGCAUUAUUGUCUGUUGUGCACUAAAUAAUUAAUAGUGAAAGGUUGGAAUUCAACGAAAAGAGCAACAUCCAGAAUUAAAGAUUUUACUUUAACAAAGCUUCCGAAGCGUACAGUCUACAAAUAAUUUGUUUUGCGUACUGUCAAUGUAUCGCCUCUUUUACCUAUGCUACUGUAUGUUAAGUCGAAAAAUAUCUUGUUGCGUUAUGAUUCGGAGUCCACGAUAAUCUGUAGAUCGCGUUAUAAUCGGCUUGGUCGGAGGAAGGCAUAUGAUCUCCAAUGGGAGGGACCAUAUCUAUUACAGUACUAUGGUGUUCAAACCUUUUGGUUGCUGAGAAUUGUUUCAUUCACCCUGAAUUUCUGCUGUUGCUUGCUGGCACAUCAUUUCUGUUACUGCUAUGCUAUUCAAGCACAAGGCAGUGGAAGUACUCCUUACACUGUAAUAAAGCAGUCUACUUGUUCAUAUCUUAAACAUCUUUUUUGAUAGUGCUACAUCUUCACAGUAACCAUUCUUUUCUUUCAGUCAUUUUCCCUUAGUCACAUUCAAAUUAUAUCCUGAGCUUUCAGAUCCACAGAACUUCCCUAAUGUACCUAUUUAACUAGUUUUUUAAGUGAAAAAAGUUAUGCUAAGGUUUCCUUCCACACACCCACCCACCCACCCACACACACACACACACACACACACACACACACACACACAAAUGACACAAUUAUAAUUCUCUACCUUUUUGCUAUUACAGCGCAGUGUGAGGAAGUUUGCCCCGUGGACCAAUUCGUCGUUUCACCUGGAAACUAGAUUUUCCUUAUGAUUCUUAAAAACUAGCAAUAGUUCAUUGCGAAUGUCACAUAAAUCAGUAAUGCUUUGCGUGCUAACGGGCAUAGCCACUGUUGCUCCUCCGCUAAAUUACACUGGCAUUCAUUGGCAUUUGCCGCAGUCUAUUUGUUGCCAACUAUCAGAAGUCCGAGAGUCUUGUAAGUACGUAUAACGGUAGCCUGACUGGUAAAUACAUCUCCGGCGGCCUUCAAGGACGUCCGUAACCGCGCCAGGGAAACGCUCCAACAAGAAAUACCAACUAACGGUCUGCACGUGCAAUAAAACUGCUCCCUGCCGUCGCCACCUCGCAUCAGCAACACGUGACACUACCAUAUGUGAUUGUAGGCCUGUCUUAAAAAACGUGCACGCAAAAUUACACUGUUAGAAGUAUGUGUUUAUUAUAGGCGUAGAAAAAUCAUCGGUGUGAUAUCAAGGUAAUGUCUCAUUAAAUGAGUGAUUACUUGUUAAAAAAUCGCUGCUACACGUGCAACCCGAUUUCGAGAGACAUAUGUGAUUUCAUCUCUAGAAAUGUCUUCUGAACGUGAAAAAUGUCGUCUCACACCACAGUCUAGGUUGAGUCUCGAACUGUUUCUUCCCUGCAAAACUGACUGCGUGAGCUAGUUAAGAGGUGAGAGAGAAGCAAAAGCUUUUCACCUGCAACAGGUCUAUGCUUAACAAGGGGCUAUGAUUUCAGAAUAAGAUUCAGGUUGUUGCAAACUCGCUCUUCCUUUCUGUUUUUUUCGUUCUUUCUAUCUUCCUUUGAUCCUUUCUUUUUCUUUCUGUUUUCUUCUAAUAGAAUAAGACAUACAAGUAUGUUCUCAAAGGUAUUCGUUACAUAUGUGCUUUUACAACUUUUCUUUGCUUUGAAACUUCCUAGCAGAUUAAAACCGUGUGCCGGACCGAGACUCGAACUCGGGACCUUUGCCUUGCGCGGGCAAGUGCUCUACCAACUGGGCUACCCAAGCACGACUCACGCCCCGUCCUCACAGCUUUAAUUCCGCCAGUACUUCGUCUCCUACCUUUCUUUCUUUGCUUUGUUUGAAAGUUUCCUGCCUUUCUGUAUGCUAUAUCCUUCUCAUGCUAUCUCGUGCUAAUCUUUUUAAGACUGCACAUCAUACAAGUUGCCAUAACUGAUAAUGUACUAUACGUAUUUUAAUGUUUUACUACUUCUACACAACUUUAACUGUUUGCAAGUGCCUAGUGCCUUUUCUUCAAGUCAGGAUUUACUAGAGAUUUCUCAAUAACUGAUAGUUGUAUAUUUGUCCAGGAAAGAAAGGAAUCGGUUUCCGUAGCCUGCAACAAUCUCCCUCUUAUGCAACCCUGCUGUUUCACGUAAAAUUUCUGUGUAACGCAGUUAUUUUACAUCUUCUAUUGCAUCUAGCCUAAUUUCGACAUUUAGUAAGCCGCUGAACUCCUUUCUGACUCUCUUCAUCACUUUCGUCUGUUUCAUUUAUUCUUGCCCAAAAUCAGGCUCUCUAUUCCAUUCAUCAGUUCAUAAAAGUUUUCCUUGCUUUUCCCGUGCCACAUUUAUUCUUUUUCUGAAAUUUUCUUUGGGCUUCUACAUUCCUACACUUAUGUACAAGUUAAAUCACGCUGACUCUAAUAUUUAACUUUAGUUCAUAUCUAUCUGAACUUGUUGUUUUCGUUGAUUUUAAAUUUUAUUUGCAUCAGUUAUACUGAAGUGAACACGUCAUCACAAACAUCCACUUUCAAAAUUCUUCCGCAGUAACCUGUUCUUAACUACAGCGUCUUGAACAGUUCCCUCAAAGAAGAAAUCAGAGUUCCGCUACAUGUACUGCAAAAGCGGAGUCAUUUUGUGAAAGAUUUAAUGCGUGUGACUUAAGCCCUAUUACUGCACUCAAAGGAAGAGAAGCAGAGAAUCUCCCUUGGAACGAACUUUCCCCUUUGCGUUGAGGAAGUGAGAAAGAAAAUUGAUCGAACAACAACGUGUUGGGUGAACACUAUUUUAUAUUGACGUGCGAGUGCUGUUAUUGUGCGCCAGUGAGAAAAUCCGUGAAAAUUCCCCUCCGAAAAAGGAAGAUGUUUGCGUCAGUGUGAGGCUGAGCAAAAGCGAAUUCCGAGAAGUGUGAUGCUCGCCGAACGGUGAUCCGGGACGGGAGGGUGCGGCAAGUGCGAGAAGCCCGCUCGGCUGCUCGUAGGGGAAAGUAGGUCUCGGCCAAUCACGUGUGAGUCUUACGCACGCCGACCAAUAGGAGCCGCGGUACGGCUCGGUAGCUCUUCCGGCGGGGAGGAAAGCCGAGCUCUGGGCACUCACUCGUCUGAACAGGACCUGACUAGGCGAAGAAAUUCUGAUGAGUUUAAUUUCUGUGCUCUGGUUUCGUAAGACAAAAUUAUCGCCACAAGGAGACUGCUGCGUUGACCACAUCCCACUCACACACAAACGUCAAAUGCUGCCGACGACCCAGUGCGCCUCGGGCAAGUAUACUGGCUGAUGUAAGACUUUACUAUCGCCAAGAAAGAAGACAGUAUUACUCCCCUUCAGUUCUCCGUGUACAUCGGUUUUUGUUAUGCCAACUUUAUGAGCCUCGCAAGAAGUUAGUAUGUUUAAACUUUGACCAUCCAAAUAAUGUUAUGAAAUAUUGAAGUACUAUGUCUUCGACACUGCUGAACUGUUUGGAAAUCUCGGCUUAGUUUUUGAUUUCCCAUGUUGUUCUUGUACCACAUUCUCCCUGUCACUUAACAGAGUGUCCUUAACGAAACCAUUAACCAAGCUUUAGGUUUCAUGUUAGUGAGGGAAGUGAUUGAUCUGUAGGCAAGACAUGAGAUAAAACUGGAACCUUUUUAACAUUUUCGAGAGUAUAAGAGGUGACGGAAUACUGGAGGUUGAGUACCAUCUUCUCGUACAAGGUUUUCAGUACACUCAUGGAACUCAUUGCAAAAACUGUCUCGAAUUAAAGGAGAUGUGUUUCUCAGCAUUUAACUUCCCACUCGCCUGAUAAAUAAAAUUAGUACGAAAAUUGAAAUAGCUGUUGUGGUCUGAUGUAUGUAAGAAUUAAAGGUAUCCUCAAAAUAUUCAACAGUGCUGAAACGCUUACAUAAGGUAAGAUGCAAGAUAUGAUUUACUCCCGUUACAGUGUAGAAAGCAAAAAUCAAGUAUAAAAGAAACGCAGAGUUAUUUGCAACCCCUACUCAUUCUUUCAACCUUUCAAAAAUUGUCAAGUUAAUUUAGCGAUGUACAGUACUUUAAUUUUUUACACGACAGGCUAUAAAUCAACAUCGCUCAAAAGGCCAGAAGUUCCAAAGCAGAUAGCAGCUGCCUUACAUGCCAGGAAAAGCGAAAAAGAAUCCUAUUCCCUCUUGGCAUAAAUAAAUAGUAGGAUUUCUGAAGCUACGCUGUUUCGAAGCAUUCGAAAUUAAUUUGCGAUAGCUUACGCGUAGGUGAAAUAAACGUGAGGUAUGCGGGAGGCGUUGAAGUACUCCCACAGAAGUUAUUCUUGCAUUCAGCGUCAGUUUUCUAUGAGGUUAUUGAAGAGGCGUAGUCAACGAAAUCGAAUGUAUAUGUCAAUAUUUUGCUCUUUGACAUAAUUUAACACACUACAUUUCGUAUGAUAUCCGUAAUUUAUAUAUGUCACUGUGGUGUAUAUUUUGUAUAUAAAUAAAAGUAUAAAAUGUAACAUCUUCUUAGAAGUAAUAAAACGUUGUUUAAUUUCCAUUUUCCCAGAUUUGCAUAAGCAGUGUGUGAUUUCUGUGAACUUUGGAAAUAAGUGAUAUUUGUAAUGCCAACUAUACUAUUUUGUGAAUAAUGACAUUUAAAUAAAGAUAUUUUUAAAAUCA
Schistocerca gregaria is the source of this 15938-nucleotide messenger RNA. Its product is annotated as trithorax group protein osa. The record is from RefSeq and is a predicted model, not a curated record. The transcript is spliced from 9 exons. Lineage: Eukaryota; Metazoa; Arthropoda; Insecta; Orthoptera; Acrididae. The coding region runs from base 556 to 2928 and encodes 790 amino acids.